Molecule: messenger RNA, 1249 nt
Organism: Solea senegalensis (Senegalese sole)
Lineage: Eukaryota; Metazoa; Chordata; Actinopteri; Pleuronectiformes; Soleidae
Gene: crybb1l1
Product: crystallin, beta B1, like 1
Exons: 6
Coding region: 91-750 (219 amino acids)
Biological process (GO): lens development in camera-type eye; visual perception
Molecular function (GO): structural constituent of eye lens
Source: RefSeq, a predicted model, not a curated record
GCGCCAGCGUAUAAAACGGAGGGGCUCGGUCCGAGAUACUCACACUCAAAGUGAAGCUCGACACAGGCAUCGCACACACAAACCGUAAUCAUGUCCAGCAGCGAUAAGUCCAAGACUUCUUCCCAGACUGACGGAAAGGCUGCCCAGAGCAAGAAGUCUGAGAUGGGAAUGAUGGCCUACAAGAUGUACGUGUUCGACCAGGAGAACUUCCAGGGUCGCAUGAUCGAGAUCAGCAACGAGUGCAUGAACGUGUGCGAGAUGGGCAUGGACCGCGUGCGCUCCCUCCGCGUUGAGUGUGGACCCUUUGUUGGCUUCGAGCAGAUGAACUUCUGUGGUGAGAUGUACAUCCUGGAGAAGGGAGAGUAUCCUCGCUGGGACUCCUGGAGCAACUGCCAGAAGAACGACUACCUGCUGUCCUUCAGGCCUGUCAGAAUGGACCCCGAGAAGCACAAGAUCUGCCUGUACGAGGUCGGAGAGUUCAAGGGCCGCAAGAUGGAGAUCAUGGACGAUGACGUUCCCAGCAUGUUCUCUUAUGGCUUCACUGAUAGAGUUGGCAGCAUCAUUGUCAGCUGUGGAACCUGGGUGGGUUACCAGUUCCCUGGAUACCGUGGCAGCCAGUACCUGCUGGAGAAGGGCGACUACAGGCACUUCAAUGAGUACGGCGCCCGCUACCCUCAGUUCCAGUCUGUGAGGCGUAUCCGUGACAUGCAGUGGCACCAGCAGGGCUGCUACACCAUGGCCAACAAGUGAAGCUCAGGGAAGGAGAGAAAGAGAAAGAGCAGUGGUGAGGGAGCGGGGCAGAGGAAGAAGGAAAGGCAGAGAGAUGUCUGAUGUACCUUAAAUGGUCUAUGAUGCAGCGAGGGGAGGGGGAGAGGAUCCAGAUCUGCUCCGGAUCAGCGACAACACUGCAGUGGAAGCAGCAGCUGGACCAGAAGAACCACCAGACCAUCCUCCAUCCCUCUCUGUCUCCACUUUUCUCUUUCUCUGCUGUGGGCUGAGCUGUACAUUCCCCCCUUUUUCUCUAUUUUUUAUUUUUAUUUUUUUUAGUUCCUAACUUAAUUCCUCUUCACUGUCCUCUGAGACACCAACAAUGAAAUGCUGUUUUACAUACAUGAUUCUUGGUGUGAUGCACCAUGGGAAAUUGAGUCCCUCGAGCUCCCCACCUUGACUUCCUGCCCUCGUACACACUCUCUCUGCUGUACAGAAUCCUGGCCAAGUUUUCAAUAAAAAUGAAAAUUUUGAUUUCAAA